AUGAGCAAUCACCGGAUUUUCAAACUUUCCAGCAUGACCCCUAUGCUGACCUCCCUCCUAGCAAUGUGCCAAACGAAAGGCUGGAACCAUCAGCAGUCAUCAAUUUUGCUAAGCAAUGGAACAAGAAGAACAAUUUCCAUGGCUUGA
Messenger RNA from Blumeria graminis f. sp. triticale, 147 nucleotides. NCBI's taxonomy places the organism in Eukaryota, Fungi, Ascomycota, Leotiomycetes, Helotiales, Erysiphaceae. The record is from the annotation of a GenBank genome assembly.